AUGUCUGUUAUAGGCUUUAAAAACACCGAUGAGAAAGUAUCUUUAAAUCACAGGAUUGAGAAGGAGGAAACUGUAAGCCAUAUUGGUUAUUUCUCUUCAUCAUACUCUGUGAAAAAAAUUCAGCUUGGAAUCUGUUUGCUUCUAGUGGAGCUGUGUGAGAGGUUCACUUUCUUUGAAGUUGUCUGCAAUAUGAUCCCCUUUUGCACCGUCAAGCUUGGCUACCACAAUUAUCAGGCCGCCAUUUUGAACCUGUGUUUUAUUGGGACAUCAAUCCUUACCCCUGUGUUUGCAGGAUGGCUUGCUGACAUCUGCCUGGGAAGAAACAAACUGGUCUAUAUUUGCUUAUUUCUGCAUUUCCUAGGAACUGCUUUGUUAUCUGUGGCUGCUUUUCCCUUGGAGGAUUUCUACAUAGGCACUCACCAUAUGAUUAACAACAUACCAAAAAAGGAGCAGAACAGGCUGUUUCACGUAGCCCUUGUGGCCCUCUGCCUUGGCACAGGAGGAGUAAGAGCCAUUGUCUGUCCACUGGGGGCUUAUCGUCUUCAGGAGUAUGGACCCCAGAAUCGAAUGUCUGUUUUUAACUGGUUUUACUGGAUCAUGAAUCUAAAUGCAACUAUUGUCUUUCUGGGAAUAUCUUACAUCCAGCACACAGGGGCCUGGACCCUGGUUUUACUUGCUCCUUUUAUGUCUACACUUAUGGCUUUGAUAAGUCUUCAUAUGAUACACUAUAACUUGAUUUAUAAGCCAGAAAAAUGUUGCUCCCUCCUGACAGCCUUUGGGGUGUUUGUGAAUGCACUGAAAACAUGCUGUCUGCGGUAUUGCCAUCUUGGCGGAGGUGUGACAAGCUGGCUAGACCAUGCCAAGGAAAAAAACGGUGGCUGCUACAGUGAGCUCCAUGUGGAAGAUACAAAAUUUUUCUUCACCCUUCUCCCUCUCUUCAUUUUUCAGCUCCUCUACAGAAUGUGCAUUAUGCAGAUUCCUUCAGGAUAUUAUCUGCAGACCAUGAACUCCAACCUGAAUUUGGGUGGAUUUCUUCUGCCAGUUUCUGUCAUGAAUGUCAUCAGCAUCCUGCCACUACUGAUUCUGGCUCCUUUUAUGGAGUAUUUCAGCACCUGCCUAUUUCCCUCCAAGAGAGAUGGCCCAUUUCUGCCAGCAUGCAUUAUUGCUGGCAAUCUUUCUGCAGCACUGUCUGUGAUGGUAGCUGGCUUCUUUGAAAUACACAGAAAGCACUUCCCUCCAGUGGAGCAGCCUCUUUCAGGCAAAGUUCUCACCGUUUCUUCCAUGCCCUGUUUCCACCUGGUUCUUCAAUACGUUUUACUUGGAGUGGCUGAAACCAUGGUCCACCCAGCUUUCUCUGUAAUAUCAUACAGAUUUGUUCCAAGUACCAUCAGAGGAACAUUAAUGAAUUUUUUGACACUGUUCAACGGAUUUGGUUGUUUCAUGGGGGCACUGCUGGUGGAGCUGGUCUACCUCAUCUCAGAAGGCAAUUGGUUUCCAAACACAUUAAACAAAGGCAAUUUAGAAAGCUUCUUCUUCUUCUUGGCAUCAUUAACGUUGUUGAACGUCCUGGGAUUCUGGAGUGUUUCACAAAGAUACUGUAAUCUAAAUCAUUUUAAUGCCCAGCACAUCAGUGGAAGUAAUCUUGAAGAAACACUUCCCCUCCAUGAAAAGUCUCUGAAAUUUUAUGGCAGUACACGGGAAUUUUCUUCAAGUAUUGAUCUUUGGGAAACAGCCCUGUGAAACUCUAUUUGACUCAACCUGUCUUAUGAGAAGAGUAUUCACUGUUUCCUUCAGCUGGACACUAUGCAUUUUAGUUUAAGAGCUUCAGAAACGAGUCUGACUAGCAUCUGUGAGGACGCAGGUUCUAUCCCUGGCAUUGCUCAGUGGGUUAAGGAUCUGGCAUUGCAGUGAGCUGUAGCAUAGGUCACAGAUGUGGCUCAGAACUCACGUUGCUGUGGCUGUGGUGUAGGCUGGCAGCUACAGCUCCGAUUGGACCCCUAGCCUAGGAACCUCCACAUGCUGCUGGAGCAGCCCUAAAAAGACAAAAAAAAAAAAAAAAAAAAAAAAAAAAAGAGCUAAAAUGUAUGGGAGUGGCCUUUUGAAAAUUAUGUGUCCUUUAUUUACAAAGGCUAAUUAUGAGUCCUCUAGUAAACUAGAAUGCUUUGCAUUAACAUGUUAUGCAUUUGAAUUAAUUUACUAGUAAUUAAGUAAAUUUCAAAGUCUAAAUGACUACUCUAUGACAAUAAAAAUUAGCAUUUCUUAUACAUCACAAUAGUUUAUAACUAUUUACCAUGGCUCGGCUAUUAAAGCCAAUGUAUAUGACAUUUUUUAGUUUCACUAUAUCCUUAAAUAACAGUAUGUUAAUAUUCUUUCUUUCAAUACAUUUAUUGAGCACAUAUUACAUGCCAGACAGGGUGGUCAUCUCCUGUCUAUGUCAGAGUAAAUGAUAAACCAAUACAUAACAUUACUAUAUUUCAUCUAGAUAUUACACUAUCAAAUUAUGAAUUAACGAAAUUUUCUCUGAAUUAAAAAGCAAUCUUACUAAAAUAGAGGUCCUCACAAAAGAGAAUAUUCACAUACUGAAGAAAUUGUAAAGUAAAUGUAAAUGAUGGAAUAUUUGAGAUUAAAGAAAGAAGAAUAUUGGGGAAAGUUAAAAUAAGUGCUGGGAGGGGGACAAGUGAUCAAAUCAGAGAUGCUUACAGAGAUUCCUUAGACAUCCUUUGGUCUCCACUGCCACCAGCUCAGACACCCUCAAGAAAUGGUCUUCUAAAAGAGAUUUUUCCUGUAUAAGCAAAGAAAUGUGGGAAAGCUCAUUUUAAAAAGUCAAAUACAACUAAUGCCUCAUACCUUAGUUGUAGCUGUGCUUGUCAAGUUUUAUUGAGGACCACCUGCUUCAGGCAAAUCUUUCUAGCCCCUACCACAGACUGCUUUAACCCAAAUAUUUUUCAGGAGUUCCCAAGUGGCUUAGGUUGAGGACCCGAGGUAGUCUCCGUGAUGAUGCGGAUUAAGAAUACAGCAUUGCUGAAAGCUACAGCAUAGGCCAGUCGCUGCAGCUCAGAUUUGACCCCUAGCCCUGGAACUUCCAAAUGCCAUAGGUGUAGCCGUAAAAAAGAAGAAAAAAAAACUUUUUUUCCAGAAAUCAGUAGUUCUGACAAACACACCCAAAUCAUUCUUAUGCUCCCUAAAAUUUGAGUGCUACUGCAUUUAACAAGCUGGAUAGGAGAGGUGGGUUUAUCAGUUGAUUGCAAGUGAUUCUGCAAUUAAGCAUUUCCCUUGUGUAUACCUAAAAUAUUUUAGAUCUGUAGAAUAAAAGAUUUA
Messenger RNA from Sus scrofa (pig), 3318 nucleotides. RefSeq names its product solute carrier family 15 member 5 (gene SLC15A5). Gene Ontology annotation, cellular component: membrane. The record is from RefSeq and is a predicted model, not a curated record. NCBI's taxonomy places the organism in Eukaryota, Metazoa, Chordata, Mammalia, Artiodactyla, Suidae. Gene Ontology annotation, biological process: transmembrane transport. Gene Ontology annotation, molecular function: transmembrane transporter activity.